AUGAGCAUCAUAUGGGUGGGCACUUCAGAGAUGGGAUCCCGUCAACUCCCUUUUCAAACUGUUAGAGACAUCACACGUUCAAGAACGCCUAAGAAGAAGACCCCCCCUCCGGCAGUGACUCUCCCUCCACUGUGCCCAAAAUUACCCCCUCUCCCCUCGGUGUUUGUGAGUCGGCCGCUGUUCAGCCGAAUCGCCUUCCUCCCCAGCCCCCCCUCUUCAUCAGCGGGGGAUCCUCCUCAUCACAUCGCCCAGGUCGGACCCCGGAGAUCCAUAGAGGACACAAAAUGGAAAGUGCCUCAUUUGAUGCCGGCCCUGACUGAUUCCUCACAACUAAGACAUCCUGCUGGGUUGUUCUCACUGAGUGAAAAGGAGAAAGAUGAAUUAUCAAAAAUUACAGCACGCAAGGAGAAGAACCAAAGGGCUGUUGAAAAAUGUGGGAAAGCGACCAAACCUAAUAAACAUCCACUGACUGGACAUGAAGUCUUUCAAAUGUUUACCCAGAAAGAAUACCAGGCAGAAUUGAAGAUUUAUUACCUGAAAGAAGCAGAUGAAGAGUCUCACAGACCUUAUGACCUGGAAGUGGUGCAGUUCGAUGAAGCCGGCUCAGAGCAUUACGUCUUCUCCCCCCUGUCGGUGCUGCACGCCACAGAGACGGGUUAUGGGGGGGUCGUGAGUCUGGCUGACUGGAACAUCGAGUCUGUGCUGUGGACGUCUUUGAAGGAAAUCCCAUUUUUCAGGGACUACCGGCUGAAGAAGACUUUCACCUGGUGGAAUAUAAAUAUCCGCGAGAUGGUUUUCCAGCGCAGGUGUGAGGCCCUGCAGGACCAGCUGCUUGUGGCUGUACCUCAGUUCAGAAGUUCUCUUCAUCUGAUCGCCGGCCUGACUGAAGCUCUGAACGAGGCACACUGGCUUCCCCACGACGAAUCUCAAACCUACACGUUGAUGGAAUUCAAGAACGUUCUGACGACCAGGAGUCAAGAGGGUCUUCACGUUCUGGAGACGUUAUCACAGCAUCGCACUGCCAUCCUGAACGCGGUGAAGGAGAACUGCGUGAAGUCGCACCAGGAGCUGCAGCUACACCUAAAAUACGCUAAGAAGCUCAAUAAAUGCUACGAACCCAUUUACCUGCACCUGGCUCACAAGCAGGACCUGGAGAAGGAGCUGGCUCGGGCGGAGACGGCUCUGCAGAAACUGGGGAUCUUCGGUUCCCUCGUGGAUCGGAUGAUUGUGCAGAGUCUCGUCACAGUCAUCCGUCAAGACGUCCGCUUUUUCCUCAGCAACUUUCUGAAGAGAGAUAAAUCUCCGCUGUGUAGUCUCUUCUACACUGAGCUGUGUUUCGAUGCGAGCAGUCAGCUGACUGUGGCCCCCCCGCUACGUCUGUUCCAAGAAGCAGUGAGUGAAGCACUGCUGACCGUUGUCGACUCCAUUGUUCAGAUGUGCGACACUUGUGGAUUCUUCUUGGAAAUCAGCAGCAGCGUGGAUACAGACGACGAGAGUUCGGAUAGUGAUCAGGAUUCAAGUCCUGACCUCGGGUGCAUCAAACCUCCUUCUAUCACAGGGGACAAGCAGAUCAGAGGUGGAAGGAGACGUCGUAGAAAGUUCUGUUGCUUGCAGCUGCUCAUGGACCAGCCAGCUCUCGGUCUGGUGCCACCGAACCAAACCCAGUCGAUGGUGCUGGGCAACGCGGUGCACGGCUGCUUCCACCCGCUCACCAAGGCCCAGCUGGAGUCGCAGAUCAGGAUCAGUGACCUUUCAGAAGUCGUUGAGAGAGAGUCGAUGACGAUCAUGAAGGAAGCUGAAUUAGAAAUCCUGCAGCUGUGUGAGAGCAGCACGUUUUUAGUGGACAGUCAUUCGUUCAUUCGUCAAUGCACUGGAGCUUUCUUGGAAUCCAUGAAGGGUCAGCCGGCUCUACAGUACGAGGAGCAUAUUCUAAACAUCCGCAGAUGGACUCAACAAAUCAACCUGGUUCCCUCAACGAUCUCCACCUCCAACCAAGUGUUCAUAAUCUACUGUGCCCACCUGACGGAAACUCUAGGGCGCCAUUUGAGGGACAUUGAGCAGGAGAUACUCCGGCAGCUGGUUGAGCAGAUAAAGCUGCGGUCAGAGAACCUGGUAUCAGACCUGGAGAAGAACACAGCCGAACUCAAGACGGAACCAAUACACCUGGAUGACUUCUCUGAAUAUUCUCUCAUGGUGACAGAGUCUUGGAGAAUGCACUCAGACACUCAGAAGCAGUUGGUUUACAUCCACUCGCUCCAGGAAACCGUCGGCAGGACCCACAGACAGAUGACUGAGGAGGAGCGGACUCUGGAAGAAAAGAUGCUGGGCCUGUGGGACUGCUUCACACCCGUCUUGGAGAAGGCAGAGAGGAUUGUAUGGCAUCGUCUUCCCACGGUGGCAAAUGCAUUGGACACGAUGGUCCCAUUUUUGGUCUCUGACCUUAAAAGUACUGUCUCUAAAGCUACAUGUGGACCCUCCCUAGACCCCACACAGAGCGUCAAAGAGACAGCCUCCAAACUGAAGAACAUGUGGACUCACAUGCUCAAUCUGAAUGAAAAGCUGGAGGAACUUAACAGGAUCGGACGCAACCUACACGAACCGACAGUGGAUCUGACCUCUUUGACCCCGGAUAUUCAGAAGAUCACAGCCUGUAAAGACUUGUGGGAGCUGAAAGCUGCGUACACAGCAUGGACAGAAGAAUGGAAACUGCUCAAUCUCAGUGAGGUUGUGGUGUUACAAGGCCAGGAGAAAAUUGCCAAGUGGAAGGAGCAGACUCUGUCUAUAGCAAGCAUCAUUCCUACCCAUGAUGCAGUUCUGCAGGACACUUUGGGAAAUCUGGAAAACCUAAGCUUUCAGCUUUCAGUCGUGGCCCAGCUGCAGAGCCCCACUUUGAAACAUAGACACUGGAGCGCUAUUUCCAAAGGCAUGGGCACACUCUAUGUCCAGGAGAAGACGGUCACUGUUGCUGACCUCAUGUCUGAAAAGCUUCAAGAUCACCAGGAAGUCAUUAGCAAGAUAUGCAGGGAUGCACAAGCAGAACGUGACAUGGAGGAAACCUUCAAAGAGCUUCAGCGCGGAUGGAAAGCAAAACUCUUUCAGCUGGAAAGAUUCACCCACUGUGUUCUGCAGCGUUGUCGGCCACAACGUAUAUUGAAGGCGGCAGGGAUACCCACCGAGGGCUUUGCCUCCAGGCUCCAAGCUGCCAGUCGAUGCUCCUGUGCAGAAAUAACAUUCACCAUUAUUGGUCUUGAAAUACACUUUGCUGAGAUAGAGAAUGAUUUGUUGGCUCUGUCCAUCAUGUUAAAGUCUCCGCACAGUCUUGACUUCAGGCAGCAGCUGGAAGAGUGGGUGCAAUCUCUGCAAGAUCUCGAGAACCUGCUCGAUUUAUUUGAAAGAUUCCAGCAAAUAUGGACCUUCCUGAUGUUGAAUGAAAAGUUCUUGCGGGUUCAACGAGUGGAUCUGCUGGAGAAGUUCAAACCGGUUGAUGAGACAUUCAAGCAAAUCAUGCGUGGUACAACAGGAUGCCCUGAGGUGUUGAGAUUCGUACAUUCCACAAAUACAAAUGGGAAGUUUCAUGGUAAAAGUCUUUGCCGGAUACUCAUUGGUGGUUUGUCUACAAUGGAAUCGAUUUCCAACCAGAUGGGGGAUUUCCUGGAUGCCAUCCGCAAGAAGUUUCCAAGACUCUGGUUCUUGAGCGACAGGGAAGUAACACAACUACUCUCCUUUCACCCCGUGCCUUCCAAGCUGCUACCCUAUGUACGCAAAUGCUUUAGAGGGAUCCACUCGCUUGAGCUGCAAAGUGAAACUCCAUCUGAUACAAGAGAUGGAAAGCCCGACGGGGUUUCAUCUGGAAUCCAUAGACAGAUAAAGGUCCUGGGGGUUUUCUCCAGCCUCCAGGAGCACAUCAGCUUCCUGUCUGCUUUAGAAUCAAACCCUAAUGCAUUGGAUUGGUUUUGUCAAUUUGAGAAACAAUUACAAUUGACCAUGAUGGAGCUUAUAAAACAAUGUAAUGUUGCUCAAUACCAGCUUCAACAAGCCUGUACAGAUCUGGCAUGUGACGAGAAAAGCUUGCUUCAAUAUGAGCAUGGCAGACAAAAUAUUGAAUGUGUGCUGGCUCUUUUUACUGAGUUCCCUCUCCAGUGUCUGCUGGUGGCUGAGGAGGCAGUCUGGUCCAGUUUUGUUCUCAAAGCUCUCCGAGAAUCAAGCCCAGUGAAGCUGAGACACAUAAAGGCCUACAACUCGGCAAAACUGAGAAACCUUUGCCGUUUUAUAAGAGACAGAUAUACAGGGGCAGAUCGGGAAUCUCUGGUUUCUAGAUACAUGAUGGUGUGUCUGGGUGCUUCAGUGCAACUUACAAUGAAUCAUGCUCAGCAGCUGACUCAACUCAUGGAGGUGCGGUGUGAUCCGGAGUCAUCUUACGAGUGGCUUACCGCGAUGAAGUAUCAUAUAAACUCAGAAGAUCAGAGUUUGAAAUGCGCUCGUGAGCCAGCCUGUUAUGUUGAUGUUUUUGGCCAUCGCCUCCAAUAUGGCUACGAGUACUUUGGUCCAGAAGACUUGGUGAUGGUGCAAACUCCUUCUACCGAUCGGGCAAUACUGGGGAUUCUCCUUGCUCUGACAAGCUACAGAUGUGGGUUUGUGAGCGGACCCUGCAUGUCUGGAAAGAAAAAUACCGUGCUCCAGUUUGGAAAAGCGCUGGCGCGGCAGGUUGUCACUGUGCAGUGUUAUCCAAGCAUGAGACUUGAUGUUGUCCAGCAGAUGCUGUUCGGUGCCCUCCUGACUGGAGCAUGGCUUUUGUUUGACUCUGUGGACUUACUAACACAAGGGGUCCUAUCAUCACUGGGACAGCAUCUAUUAGACAUCCACCAGUGUUUCAAUGGGUUUACAGAAAAUGGGAAUCAAAGAGUACGCAAUAAGCGAAAGGACCAGACUUCCGAUAAGGUCGGUGGAUUUACAAAAACUGUUCAGGAAUGCCGAAUGAUACUCGCAGGGAAAGACAUCUCUGCAAACCUCGACUAUGGAUGUGUUGUCAUCUCUUCAACACGGUACACAUUUGAGCUUCCGGAGAGUCUGCGAUUUGCAAUGAGACCAGUGGCUCUGACCCAUCCCAGUUACAGGAUCAUUGCAGAAGUUACUCUGACUUCCAUUGGCUUCUCAGAUGCAAUGCCUUUGAGUCAACGUCUGGUGUCUCUCAUCAAUCUGGCUCAGGAUUGUCACUGUCUGCCUCAUUUCAUCACUGACAACCAGAGCUGCUUUCUUGUUGUCCUGCAAAAGAUCAUCUCUGCCUCUGAAAUACAUUUAAAUCAAAUUGUAAGGCAACAAAAAAUGUCAGAUGAAGCUAGAGGAGCAGCUGCAGAAAACACUGAUCCUGUGUCUUCUGAAAAUGUGUCUGCCACAGAUUCUGAGGCUGAAAGUGAAGAAUUUGAAAAGCGCCCAACGUUGCACAGUUCUCGUUUGUUAAUCAUGCAGAGCUUAAUGGAAGAAAGAGCCCUCGUAGAAGGCAUUAUUUCGGUCUUACUACCUUCUCUGUACGACCACAAGAAAGCCUUGCGGUUCUACACCAUUUUCAAGGAUGCUUUCCCAACCGCAUUGGAGUUUCCUCUUUUCCAACAAUAUUUUGAAGAAGAAAAAAACAUUAAACUUAAAGAAGCAAUAACAGAAGAACUGCAAUGGAAGCAGCUGCAUCCUGACAAAGAAACCAUCUCCAACGCUCUCACACUUUACCAGACUAUGGAAUCGUCUCAGGCAGUUCUGCUCAUAGGCCCGUCAGGCAGUGGAAAAACCACCUGUCACUCUGCUCUGGCUGGAGCACUCAACAGUCUGGCUGCCAAGGCAAUGGAGUUUGAAAAUGACAGUGUGACAAGAGGAGACGCCCAUGAGGGAGAUCCACAGAUUUGGAACUCAGUUGAUACUGUGGUUUUAUUUCCUAAUGCCAUGUCCCACGAGGAGCUAUUUGGCAGCUUCUGUGAAAAGAGAGGAUGGCAAGAUGGAGCUAUUACAAAAGUGGUGAGAGAUUCAGGACAGUGGGAACACACACGUUCUAAACUGUUCAACAAUAAGAGGAGACGUGAUCAGACACCAACAGCCAAAUGGCUGGUAAUGGACGGCGAGCCUGUUGGGCAGCCUGGCUGGUUAGAUUACUUAACGACUCUGUGCAGCCCCGAGGAUCCGUUCCUCCUCCUCUCAUCAGGGGAGAAACUGGUGUCCACCCAAUCCUCCCUAAAGCUACUUAUGGAGAUCACCGACCUCAGUGAUGCAACCCCCUCUGCAGUGACCCGCUGUAGCUUCAUUCAUUUUACAGGAAGCGAUCUGUGGAAGGCUGUGUGGAAGAAAGAAAUGGAUGUUCUCCACUCUGAAUACAAACUGGAUCAAGGAACCUUGAAAAUGUGGAAUCGUCUCGCUGAAGAUCUUUUCUCCAGCACUCUUGGGCAGAUGGCAUUAACCUCUGCAGUCCAAAGGGAAGGACACUCUCUCAACAGCUCCGCCUAUGGACUGCAAGAAAUCACGUCAUUUGGUCGGAUCCUAACCGCCCUCCUGCAAAAUCUAAGGAUACAAGUAGAAAAAGCUGAGGCCACACUUGAAGACAAAGCAGAUUCUACUCUACAUGGAGCCAGUACAUCAGACAUCGGUGCACAAAGUCAACUCACCAGAAACCUCUUUCUGUUGGCUUAUAUUUGGGGAUUUGGCGGACAUCUGCAUCCUCGUAAAUGGCCACACCUCGACUUGAUAGUUCGCAAAGUGCUGUUUUCCUGCCGGUACAACAUCAUGGUUCCUGACGACGAGAAUGUGUUUGAACACUUUUUUAACCUCUACGGUAAAAUGUGCCCAAAGAAAACACUGUUGACAAACAACAUCACUCCCAAGUUUGGGAAAUACACCUUUCUACUGAGCCUCAUGCUGGAGGCAAACCAGCCAGUGCUGCUCGCAGGGGAUCCCAGCUCUGGAAAAACCAGCCUGUGUCAAUCUUUGCUAAGUUUUGACAAGCCAAGCAUCAGCCUGACAACCAGUCCGUCCCUGAGCUCCAGAGACCUGCGCACUAUACUGAGAAACAUCAGCUGCCCGAAGUACUGUAAAGAUUCUGUGGGAUCUGCGACCAAGGAGCAGAGACUCCUUCUGUUUGUGGACGAUUUGCACGAAGCCCCCUGUGAUGUCUUUGGGAAGACAUCGUCUGCUCUAGAAUCUCUACGACAGAGUAUUUCAAAGGGACAGAUUCUAACGUUAGAUACCUACCACUUCAAGCCAUUGUGUUCUGGACUCAUUGGUUACAUGGCUACCUGUUGUGCCUCUGGAUCGGGUCACUACCACCCUAAUGGGAUAUCCUCCCGGCUCUCACGCCUGUUCUCCAUCUUUGUCCUCCCAAGCCCAUCUACAGACAUCAUACUGUCUGUCCAUUCUCCAAGGCUACAAGCUUGGCUCAAAGGAAUGCCACUUCAACAGAGUGGGGAGAAUAUGGCAUGUUGUGUCGUCACUGCAACUAAAACUCUAUAUCACGCUGUAUGUGACCAAUUCCAGCCGAGUGAACAGAGGCCCUUCUUCAUGUUCUCCCAUCAUGACUUGCAGAAGGUGUUUCAGGGGAUGUACCUGUGGCGGCCAAGCAUCCAAAACACAAAGAAUAAGGUCGUUGCUCUACCUGGGUUUCCUCCCGACCUGCCAGAGACAGAAGCAUCGGUUCUUAAAGUAGCACAUCUCUGGAUGCAUGAGUGCAUGCGUACUUUCCAUGAUAGAUGCUCUGAGGAGGAGGGGAAAACUCUUGUGUCACUUAUAGCAAAGGUUGCAGCAACAGAGUUUGUCAUAAGAUCGGACACAGCACGCGCCUGUGAAGAAAUACAUCAGAGUCCAGAAACAUUAAGUCUGUCACUAGAGCCAGAACCAGCUGCCCAGUCAGACCUGAAGGAAGACGAAACUCUGCCUGAACCUUUCCUUUUGCCUGAAAACCAUUCUUCAGAAGUUGAAAACCUAACAGCUCACCCUCCACAGCUCCAGAUCUUUCAGCACUUUGAAGAAACAGUGACCGGGCUUGUAUAUGGUCCAGAGCUCUCAGAGACCUGGAGUCCAAUUGAUCCACAACACGGCUCUAAAUGGAGCUUUUGUUACAAGGAGCAAGACCUUGACGGGGUGCUGCGUACACUCCCGGCUAUCCUUGACCGAAUUCGGGAUGACAAAGGACCUGACGUUGAUAAUAACUACAUUACAUCCAGAUACAUGUUGCACAGACAGAGAGUGAGUCAACUGUUACACAUACUCCGAGCUUUGCUCACACCUAAAGGUCACGGAGUACUGAUUGGCGCAGACAAAGGAACAGGACGUAAAACCGCUGUACGUCUGGCCGCCGACCUGACAGGCUACCCGUUGAUGGAGCUGCAUUCAGGUAACGAGAGCAAGUUGCACGAAAUCCUCAAAGAGGCUGGGAAUCAAUCGAGAGUGGAUGGAGUUCAUGUCAUCAUACUGGUCCAUGAGGAUAUCAGCCAGGCUGUGAGAGAUGAAUUGUUGGCGGCAAUGGAGCGCAGAACCUUCCCAGCGCUCUACACGGAGGAGGAGCUGAAGAACCUGGUUUCCAGUGUGAUGGACCUGACGAGGUCGAGACAAUACCUCAUGGAUAGUUGGAUGCUUGAGAAGUACUUGAGCAAAGUCCACAAAAAUGUGCAUGUGUUCCUCAUGAUGUCGUCCACCAGCGAUGGAACCAUUGUUACUCAUAGACAAAUGACCAAGACCCUGAGUCUGAGCUGCUGCGUUGAGUUGUACCAGCCGUGGUGCAUCCAGUCUCUAGCUAGAGUUGCUGCUCAAUUUCUCAAAACCAGUCCCCACAAAAAGGAGAUACACGGCUCACUGACCGGCCUGUCAGUGGCUAUGGCAGGAGUCCAUCAAUCUGCACGUCGGUAUGCCUCUGUCCUUCUCAAAGCUCAGCCUUUCAACCCUAUGACCUACAUGGAGUUCAUCUCCCACUUCGGUUACCUCUGCAAACACCUGCUCAAACAGAGGAAGAGACUAGCCACCAGAGUUGCCUAUGUUUUGGCUCAUGUGGAUAUUUUGAACGCAGCAACUCUACGGAACAAAGUGCUCUUAGAGAUACGGAGGAAAAAGGUUGCUGACGCCCAGCAGCGUGAGACAGAUCUCAUCAAAGCUAUCGACGACCAGACAACCCUGUUUGAUGAAGUUAACUUCGAAUGUGCCGAGGUGAAGAACAAGCAGCUGGACGUGGAGGAACAGUUUAAUAAAGCUCAGCACCAGUUGAUGCCUGUGUUCCUGUCAUGCAAAAACCUUCUGGAUUGCCUGGAUUUCUCCGACCUGGAGGAGGUGCGUUGCUACAGAGACCCCCCCGUUGGAGUGGUCACGGUCAUGGAUGCCAUUUGUCUGCUGUUUAAUCAUCCAACCGGCUGGGAGAGCGCUCGACUGCUUCUUAGACGCCCUAACUUCUUUCAAGAGCUGGAAUUCUUUGACCGGUUCACGCUGACGCAAGCACAGCUGUGGCAGCUCCGCCAGAUAAUCACCAAUCCUGACUUUGUGCCCGAGUCUGUACGAGAUGUGAGCAAAGCUUGCGAGUCCCUGUGUCGAUGGGUCACGGCUUUAUAUGGAUACUACUCUCUGCGACACCAGCUGCUGGUCAGGCGUCAGCUGGAGGAGCAGGACAGAGAAGUACGAGCUCAGCUGCACCAGGCCAAGCGGCACAAAGAGGAGGAAUUCCAUCACCUGGCGGAUUUGAAGCGUCACCUUCUGUUAGUACAAAAGCUCCAAAAAAAGCUUCUUCCGAAGCUGCAUCAAUCAGAGAAGAUGGACAGAGAAUUUACUGCAACUGCCGAGCAGUUAGAGGAAAAUUUCCAAGACUGGAGAGCUGCUGCUAAGGAGGCAGAGUUACAAAAGCACAACUUAUCGGGAGAUGCCCUGGUCCUGGCUGCUGUUGUGGCUUAUUUAGGACCAUUUCCUUCUGAUGUGCGCACGGAGCUACUCACCAAGUGGAGGAACCUGUGUGAGACAGGAAGUAUCAACCUGAACCCAGAGGACCCUAGAACAUCCCUGUUUCCACAGUCAAACCCUGCACCUCCUUCUCCACCUCGGGGUUUUCCCAUCCCUGUUUUUGAGAGUUCGCAGCUUGCUCUGGGUCGAGCGUUGGGUCUGAGCGACCUGCAGAUCCAGAACACUGUAUCUUCCAGAGUUGUGGUCCAGCUGCUGCUGUGGGGCUACAGAAACACUCAGUGUCAGCGCUGGCCUCUACUGGUAGACACCCAGCAGCACCAAGAGAGAAGCUCCCAGAGCUGGUUCCUCACAGGUGACGAUAUGGAUCCUGACACUGACUGUGAGAUGGUGAUUUGUGGCGAUGACCCAGAGCUGCUGGAGAAACUGGACCAGGCUGCUGAGCAGGGUUUUAGAGUCCUGUUAACUGGAGUGGAACAUGUGACCCCCAGUUCUCAGCUUCUAGACAGAUUGGCGCCCCCUGCUGGAUGCUGCCCUCCAGGGAUGAAGCAGCAGGCUCAACCCCCCCACCCUGAUUUUCGCCUCUUUCUUAGCACUAAUCUUCCCGUCCGAAUGCUCAGCAGAGAGAUCCAUCCAUCCAUCCUGGCUCUCGUCCACGUGGUCGACCUUUCUCUGAGCUCGGCAGAGAUGGAGGAGCUGAUGCUGACGCUGCUGCUGCGAUCCGAGUGUGAAGGGCUGCUGAUUCAACACCGACGGCUGCAGAAUGAAAAGCAGCUGCUGCAGGAGAAACUAGUCAGAGAAGAGGAUGCUCUGAUGAACCACCUCCUUCAGUCCAAAGCCUCGAGGCCGCCUCCUCCGGAUUUCCUCACCAGCGCGGCCGUUUUUCAAGAGGCGAUGAAAACCCUGCGGGCUGAGAUCCAGCAGCUGAGCGAGGAGCUGGAGCACCACGAGGCGCUAGUGAAUCCCCCCCGACAGCUGGUGAGAAUGGCCGCCUCCCUCUACCAGGCGCUGCAGGAAGUGUCCCGUCUUUCCCCGGCCUACUACUUCUCCCUGCGUGACUUUAUCGAGGUUAUGCAAGACAUCUUCAUUGAGAAGGGAAGGCCGUUGGUGCCGUUUGCCAUCGGAAAAGAGCCGACUGGUUUAAAGCCAGAGAUCACAAACAAGAUGGUUUCCCGGCUGCUGCUCCACUACAGGCCUCUUCUGUUCAAGAGUCACUUCUCUGUCCUGAAGCUGCUGGUGUCUGUGGCUCUGCUGCAGCACAACCAGCUCUGCUCCGAGGGCGAGAGGGCGGCCUUCCUCACGGGCCUUCAAGACAUCGGACAUCAACCCUGUCUCCCGGCGCAGACCCUCCCACAGACCACCACUCCACUGCCCAGCUGGACCCCCCCUCAGACACACCCAGAGCUCCUCAGCCUGGACAGGGUCCCGGCCUUCACAGGGCUGCUCUCCUCACUCUCCACCCACCCCACACAGUGGCAGGAGUACCUGCGCCUCCCAGCCUCCACUGUGGUGGGCGCUGUCCCCUGUCUCUCACACUCCCAUCUGUCCCUGGUUCAACGGGCUCUCCUCUGGAAAACCUUGAACCCGAACCGCCUGGAGGGACUGGCCGACAUGAUCUGUGCCUCCCAGCUCUGCCUGCCCGUUCAGACUGUGAGGUCUGAGACCCCCCACACCGGGAACCCAGGGUCUCUCUCACGCUACCUGCUCAGACACGAAGGAGCCAUCACUCUCACCUUGCCGAGUCCAGGAGGAGACGACAGGACCAGUACUCGGCCUCUUCACUUAAUAAACACACUGGCUGAGUGUGUAGGAGAAACCGGGGUGAAAGUCAUUUCUUUAGGGGCUCUGUGUGGCAGAGACGUCCUCCUCUCAGCGCUGGACAAAGCAGUGGACGACGGCCACUGGUUGGUUUUUAGCGACUGUCAUCUGCUGGAGCGAUGGGACGGAGAAGUAGUGGCUCGUCUCGGUCAGCUGAUCUCCUCUUUUAAAGAAGCACGAGGCCCAACUCACCCGGGCGUCCGCUUGUGGUUUGUAACUCAAGAAUGUAAAUCUCACCACAUACCAGUGACAGUGCGAAUGCGCUGCCUUCCUCUGGUCUGUGACGCCCCCUGGGAUCUGAAGGAGGAGCUGAGCCGCUCCCUGCAUCAGGUUGUUUGCAUCGCACGGACUCGAUCGCCGUCGGGGGGGAGGGCCAACAACAUGGAGCUCCUCCUCCGCUGUGCCGUCUUCCACUCCGUCCUGCUGCAGAGACAGACCUGUCAAUACUUGGGCCAGGGCAGAAUCUACAACUGGGACCAGGGCGACCUCCUGGCUCUGGUGGAAGCUCACAACUGCAUCAGCCGUCUCUGUCCAGUCCAGACCAAAGCUCUGCAGUAUCUAGCAGGCGACCUGGUGCACGGCGGCCAUGCGCUCGACUCUGCGGAUUUGGAGCUGGUGGAAAACACGGCCAAGGCCUGCCUGAGCAGAAUGUCUCCGCUGUGGGGCCGAGGACCACACGUCCUCUCCGACAUCAUCAGGAACCCCGGCCAGUUCGGUUUGACCGGAUUGCUGCAGAUCCUGGAUCAGGGUCUUCAGGAUGCAGCGGACAUCACCGACCCGGCCGUGCUGGGCUUCGACGUGGUCGUGGCAGCCGAGAUGAUCAAGAUCAACAGCCACCAUUUGAACCUUCUGCUGCAGGCCUCCCAGAAUCCCCUGGGAACAGCCAGGAGUUCCCGUGGCGCCCUCACACUGCCGACUAGCAGCCAGGCCAGAGACAGACUGCUGGCUCUGAAGAGUUACCUCACACACAGGAGGGAGGGCAGAGGUAGAGAAGCUGUUUCCCACGGCUCCCUGAGUGACUUCCUCCGGGCGGAGUGGGAGGAGCUUGUUGAUACGGUUUCUUCGCUCCUGUCACAGUUGCAGCAGUCCGUUCAACACGGCACGCCGACCUUUCUCUCUCUCGCCGCCCUGUCUCGUUUGGAGAGGAGGGCGGAGCUUCUCAGCGCUUAUGUGGAACGCAGGGACACCUCAGAUCCACCCGGUGCAUACCGACUCGCUGCUUUCAGCAACGCCAGAGGAUUCCUGGUGGCUAUAAUGAGGAAGGCGGCUCGAGUAAAUCUCAGAUAUAUCAGUGAUGUAGAACUGCAGUUUCAGGUUCUGAGUGACAGCAGGACCCCGGACCCCCCCCCUGUGGAUGCUGUGUAUCUCUGUGGCCUGGAGCUCAGAGGGGCUUCGUGGGACCCUCAGCUGGGAGCCCUCCAGGGAACAGACUCUCCACAGCCAGGCUCACUCCCCCUUGUGUGUGUCACGGCUCACGUCAGGAGCAUAACUCACACCCGAGAUAAUGUUCCGGACUUGGAGGCGUCUUCGUCGACCGCACCCCCCCAGCUACCAGUCCUCCACUGCCCCCUGUAUCUAGAUGAAGGGCGAGAGCCGGGAGACUCGGGGCUGGCCGACGCUCAGAUUAUUACUAAGAUUCCUCUUCACGCCAGUUUAAAUCCAGUUUUGUGUAGUUUAAGAAGAGUGAGGCUAGUGAGUCUGCUCUGAAGUGUUCAUUAAAUAUUUGUCGUCUUUCACUGACAUCCAAUGGAACCUGCACACAAAUGAAAAGACCCUGGAUUUGCUAAAAGAUGCCUCAAAGAAUGUCUGAUCCUCAAGUUCCUUUGCAGUUACUGUGUAAUGUCUGUUUGUAUAUUUUGUCUUGUUGUACUAAUUUGUAAAACUUUAGAAUUUUCAAUUAAA
Limanda limanda (common dab) is the source of this 13626-nucleotide messenger RNA. RefSeq names its product dynein heavy chain domain-containing protein 1. Lineage: Eukaryota; Metazoa; Chordata; Actinopteri; Pleuronectiformes; Pleuronectidae. Gene Ontology annotation, molecular function: dynein light intermediate chain binding; ATP binding; dynein intermediate chain binding. Bases 1 to 13431 code for a protein of 4476 amino acids. The transcript is spliced from 43 exons. Gene Ontology annotation, biological process: microtubule-based movement. The record is from RefSeq and is a predicted model, not a curated record. Gene Ontology annotation, cellular component: dynein complex.